Messenger RNA from Harpia harpyja (harpy eagle), 4187 nucleotides. It is a transcript of the gene MTM1, whose product is annotated as myotubularin 1. Gene Ontology annotation, cellular component: plasma membrane. The coding region runs from base 284 to 2095 and encodes 603 amino acids. The transcript has 17 exons. Gene Ontology annotation, molecular function: phosphatidylinositol-3,5-bisphosphate 3-phosphatase activity. The record is from RefSeq and is a predicted model, not a curated record. Lineage: Eukaryota; Metazoa; Chordata; Aves; Accipitriformes; Accipitridae. Gene Ontology annotation, biological process: muscle cell cellular homeostasis; mitochondrion distribution; dephosphorylation.
AUUCCUACUUUGCGUGAUGGGGGCCAGCUACAGCACGAAAGUCAGAUGUUGUUUGAAAGUUGAAGGAAUGAACACACUGUUGUCUUCUCGUGUCGCGUCUCUAUUUUCUACAACUGAAAUGACUUAUUAAACCUGGAGGCUUCUGAGCAAGAGAAAACUAAAAUUCAGGGAAGAAUGUUCAGCUGUGUGUAACUGCAGAAUAUCACAAAGGUGUCUGAUUUGUUUUAAAUUUGCAGAGUAAUUGUACUUCUGUUCAGCUGCUGACAAGCGUGAGAUACCCGGUAUGGCCUCAUCAUCAACACCUAAAUAUAAUUCAAACUCCUUGGAGAGUUCCUCAAGUAAAAGGACUCUAAAAGAUGGAACUAACUGGGAACAAAAUGAAGAAAUACCUCGUCUGCCAGGAGAGACUAGAGUUACAGACAAGGAUGUUAUUUAUAUGUGUCCAUUUAAUGGCCCCGUUAAAGGAAGAGUGUACAUCACAAACUACAGGCUGUACCUAAGAAGUGUGGAAAAUGACCCAGUUCUGGUACUGAAUGUUCCAUUGGGCGUAAUUUCAAGGAUUGAAAAAAUGGGAGGAGCUUCAAGCAGAGGAGAGAACUCUUAUGGAUUAGAUAUAACCUGUAAAGAUAUGAGAAAUUUACGGUUUGCAUUAAAACAAGAAGGGCACAGUAGAAGAGAUAUAUUUGAAGUUCUUACAAAAUAUGCUUUUCCCCAGUCACAUAACUUGCUUUGUUUUGCAUUUGCAAAUGAAGAAAAGUUUUCUGAAAAUGGAUGGAUGGUGUACAAUCCAAUGUCCGAAUACAGGAGACAAGGACUGCCUAAUGAACGGUGGCGAGUAACUUUUAUUAAUGAACAUUAUGGACUGUGUGACACAUAUCCAUCGCUUUUAGUAGUGCCAUAUAAUGCAACAGAUGAUGAUCUCAAGAAAGUUGCUGCCUUUAGGUCCCGAAAUAGAAUCCCGGUUCUGUCAUGGAUUCAUCCAGAGACUCAAGCUGUUAUUAUGCGCUGCAGUCAACCCCUUGUUGGAAUGGGUGGCAAGCGGAAUAAAGAUGAUGAAAGAUAUCUUGAUAUCAUCAGGGAGGCUAAUGGGCAAAUCUCAAAACUGACCAUCUAUGAUGCUAGGCCCAAUGUCAAUGCAGUCGCAAACAAGGCAACUGGGGGAGGAUAUGAAGGUGAAGAUGCGUAUCCCAAUGCAGAACUUUUCUUCUUGGACAUUCAUAAUAUUCACGUCAUGCGGGAGUCUUUGAAGAAGCUGAAGGACAUUGUUUAUCCUAAUGUGGAAGAAUCACACUGGUUGUCAAGUCUGGAAUCAACCCAUUGGUUAGAACAUAUAAAGCUUGUCUUGACAGGAGCUAUUCAAGUGGCAGACAAGGUAUCCUCAGGAAGGAGCUCUGUGGUGGUUCACUGCAGUGAUGGCUGGGACCGGACAGCACAGCUAACAUCGCUGGCCAUGUUGAUGCUAGACAGCUACUACAGGACAAUUGAAGGCUUUGAAGUUCUGGUGCAAAAAGAGUGGAUAAGCUUUGGACACAAAUUUGCAUCGAGAAUAGGCCAUGGUGAUAAAAAUCAUGCUGAUGCAGACAGAUCACCCAUCUUUCUCCAGUUUAUUGAUUGUGUGUGGCAGAUGUCUAAACAGUUUCCUACAGCCUUUGAAUUCAAUGAGCAGUUCUUGAUUACAAUCCUGGAUCACUUGUACAGCUGCCGGUUUGGUACUUUCUUGUAUAACAGUGAGUCUGUUAGAGAAAAAGAGAAAGUGACUGAGAAAACAUUAUCGUUAUGGUCUUUAAUAAACAGUGAAAAAUCUAAAUACACCAAUCCUUUUUAUACUAAAGAGCUAAAUCGAGCACUCUAUCCGGUAGCCAGUAUGCGUCAUUUAGAGCUCUGGGUCAAUUACUACAUCAGGUGGAACCCAAGAAUUCGGCAACAACAGACAAAUCCAGUGGAGCAGCGUUACAUGGAGCUCCUUGCGUUACGUGAUGAUUAUAUAAGGAGACUUGAAGAACUACAGAUCACAAAUAAUUCUAAGAUACCCAAUUCAUCAGCCUCAUCAGCAUCUCCCUCACAAAUGAUGUCCCAAGUACAAACACAUUUUUGAAGAAAAUGUUGGCUUUGUUCUAUACUGUUAAUAGCAAGUGGUGCUUAACAUAGCAUAGAGAGGAAUAUUUUAAUGCCUUACAUUAGACUGUUCUAACACAAAUUAUUUUAGACUGCCUUCAUUUGAGGAGGACUUCAAAACAAACAAAACCAACUCUUCAAUUACGUGCCUUUCAGAACCUGUGGACUGGGAACGUUAUUAAUCAUCUUCUAGUUAUGGAGGGCUUUAAGAGUGAUUUUGGAAAGUCUGGUAUAAUUGAAAUGAAAUGGAUUUAUUGUUUUCAUAAGAAUGCUUUAAUUUAUUACAUUGUAGGUCAUGUUCCUGUGAGGAAAUUCAUGCUCAGUCUUACGUGUUGUGAAUAAAUGCAUUAAUGGCAAUAGGAAUAUUCACAUUGUGUAAAAAAUUAGAUAUGUGUGUAUUCCUGUUAGGAAUACGUUUGUGGAAAUAAAUUCUAUUCUAAGAUUUCAGAGAAAAGUGUUGAAAUUUUCCGGUUACCUGAGAAUUCCAAAUUUUCCUUUUUUGAAAUAAACAAAACUAUGGAAGGGAUUUCACUGAUAGGCUUCUAAGUAAAAAAAUUCAAAUAGCUCAGUAGAUAUCAAAAGAAAAGAAAAAGCUAUUUUUUACUGUAAAUUGAUUUUUUUUUUAAUUUAUUUUUUAAACAAAUGACAAUUGUAGUGGAUUCUGAGAAGUCCUGUUUUGGCUAACUGUUCAGCACUAAAGUAUAUUACAAAUUAUCGCUGUUGGCAAUAUUGGUUCUUUGGAUUAAUGCAAAAUAAAAUGGUUCUAAAGAAGGUUUAUAGAAUUAAAACCAGACCCACAGAGACAUUGCUUAAAUAUCCAGCAAUAGCCAUAGUAUUAAAGCUUGUGUUUGUCUUCUAAAAGUAAAUGUGCCUGUUUAAAGGAGCUUUUUAUACCAAAGUAGGAAAAAAUUUUCAGUUACAAAUACUGUUGAAAACUUGUACAUUUAUAGCUUACUGUUUAAUUUAACUUUUGUUCAAUGAAUUUAUUCUUAAGUAUUUAAGGGACUUAAGUAUACAAGAUUUACGUAUAAUGUAUGCACUUAUAUUGAACCUUCCAGUGAAUUCUAGUUUCAAGCCUUCAUUUCAGAGGCUUCUUGUAAACCUUCAAUUUGUUCCUUUUCAGGUAUAUUUUAAACAGUUGCAAGCAUUUCUUAUGACAGCACAAACCUUGCUACUUGAUAUUUAAUUAAAAUUUUGCAUAUUCUCAGAAGUUUAAUGAUAUUCAGGCAAGCCAGGAAAUAUUGCAAUUCAGAAUCUGUAGAGGACUUUUAUCUAAUAUUGUUAUUUUAAAGGAGAUAUUUUGAUGCUUGAGGCUUCUGUCAUUGUAAAUUAUUGUACAUGUGGUGAGUUUUGAUCUGCAAGAUAUAAUAGGAUUAUAUAUAAAUGAAGUUUUGUGUAAGUAUAUAUAAUAUAGUUUGUUAGAAAUUCUGCAAGUUUAUACAGUGUAAAUAUUUUGCAUAUGAAAACUAAAUUUAAAGCUAUAGUUCCAUAAAAUAAGUCAAAGUUUAGAGGACAUCUGAAUAUUUUUAGAACAGUAUUUUUUCAAAGGAAUAAAAGUAUACCACCUCUUGAUUUAAUUCAGUAUAUACACUGAAUUGCACUAUUUUUUUCAGGGAAGCUCGGAGCAUACGGCAUGUGUGUUCUAAAUACACAAUUUAUAAGACUUAUUUUUGUCCUCUAAAUUUCAUUCUCCCAUCAAUGUUCUUCAGAAUAACAACAUUGUCCCCAAAUCUUGACUUGUUAAGGUAAAUAAGAUGCAUUACAUCAGAUAAAUGAAGAAGGAUACUGAAUUGUUCAUGGUAUACUUUACGUUUUGAAAGCUAUGCAUACUCUGGUAUAUUUGCCUUCUACUUGUGGUUUAUAAAAAAAGCUAUUUUUAUUAGAAUAUUUAAAGUUUCUGUAUUUGAGUUGGAUGUAUUGGUGACAUCUCUGAGCAGCGUGGAGAAGUUCAGAAAAUCUAAUCGUUUUUACUGUGUAAACACUACAUGAUAACCUAUUGCAUUUGGGAAAGUGUAAUAUAAUGGAAAGGAUCUUUUUGCACUUACUUCAUUACAUAUAUCCCAUUCUUCAUA